GGAAAAAAAUGGGAAGCGAACGGAGCUCGAUGGAGAAGAAGAAGAGAAGCAGAGCAAGGAGCGAAGAUCCUUCGUCUUCUUCCGAGAACGAAGAGAGAGUUAAGAGGCAUAGAGGAACAGAGAAAGAUGAUGAGAGGAGAAGCAGGAGAAGUGAGAAGAAGAAGAAGGAGAAGAAAUCUCACAAGCACCACCGAUCAAGUUCAUCAAAGAAGUCGAAGGAUGAUAAGCACAAAAAGAAAGACGCAGAAGGUGACCACAAGCUAAAAGAGGGGAUCCCAGAGCUAACAAGUGAGGACUACUUCUCUAAGAACAACGAGUUUGCCACAUGGCUGAAAGAGAAGAAGCGCACUUACUUCAAUGAUCUCACGACCGAGUCCGCACGGGAGUUGUUUUCUCGCUUUGUCAAGGCAUGGAACAGAGGGAAGCUCGAGUCCCGAUACUACGAGGGAAUCUCCACUGCUCCACGAACAGCUCACAACUGGAAGAUCAAGCAGAAGUGAAACAAUCAAAACCUUCUUGCUGUUUGCUUCUUUUUGUACGUUUGGAGGUUGAUGAUACAAGACAUACCUUCUCCAGUUUGUUCUACUCAGAGCUUUGUUACGGAACUUGUCAGAUAGAGAUGGAUUUGUAGUUGGUUUUCAUAGGAAGAGGAAACUUCACAUAUCCUACCCUAGGUUGGUCUACACACGGCUACAACUAUCUAUCACCUCUUCUCAA
Messenger RNA from Brassica oleracea var. oleracea, 717 nucleotides. RefSeq names its product protein PXR1. The coding region runs from base 9 to 500 and encodes 163 amino acids. Lineage: Eukaryota; Viridiplantae; Streptophyta; Magnoliopsida; Brassicales; Brassicaceae. The transcript has 4 exons. The record is from RefSeq and is a predicted model, not a curated record.